Silurus meridionalis is the source of this 4996-nucleotide messenger RNA. RefSeq names its product collagen, type XIII, alpha 1 (gene col13a1). NCBI's taxonomy places the organism in Eukaryota, Metazoa, Chordata, Actinopteri, Siluriformes, Siluridae. The record is from RefSeq and is a predicted model, not a curated record. Bases 471 to 2717 code for a protein of 748 amino acids. The transcript is spliced from 45 exons.
CUUCGCACACAGGAGAGGCGCAGGGCGCACGAGAGCGCAGUUGAUCGGAGGAGAGCGCAGUGAGGAGGCGCACUUACAGUGGAGUGUGGAGUGAAUGGACUGCAGCUAAAGCGGAUUGCAGGGACGAGGCUCAAGUUUCACAUCACAGAUCACUCCAGCACUGAGACACCGGAGCUCAGAAGGACACACUCAGAUGGCACGACUCAUUCACAUGGCGCAACGCUAGAGCCUUUCGAUCCACCUGUAUACAUCACCAGGAGCCAUGCUUUUAUCUCCAUUAUAACUCUUUUCCCAGUUAAUUUAACGCGACCCUGAUUCAGCCUGCUCUCUAAGGAAGUCCUGGACUAAACUAUUAGUUGGGUUUGUUUUCAAACUUCGCCCUGUUUGCCAGUUGAUGUCCCCCCUGAUGAGUAGAUUAUAAGUUUGGUGAAGAAAGUCGGAAAAAGCCAAGUUUUACACCUCAGACUGAAAUGGAACAGGACACCAAAGUUUGUCGAGAUUCUCCUACAGAAAGGACUUGCGCUGAGCAUCCGUGUAAAAGGCGGAUGGAGGUGUGUGGUGCGGUGGCGGUGUGUGUCGCGCUCUGUGUCCUUUCUCUCGGGGUGUGUGUGCUGGUGUAUUUGCGCACCUCGGAGCUACAGGACAGAGUUAACAGCCUGGAGAAGCACAGAGAACCUCAGCAUUCAGAAUGGUUGUUUCUCGAGCAGGUGGAACCAGUGCUCCUAAAGCGCCUGGAUCAGAUGCUGGAGGAGAAGUUAGCGUCUCGUCUGCCGAAGACCAGAGAGACUCGGGAUGUCUCCCACGCCUGUCUGUGUCCACCAGGACCUCCUGGUCCUCCUGGACGAGCUGGCUUUCCGGGAGACAAAGGAUCAAUGGGCAUUCCUGGAAGAAUGGGCUUAAAGGGAAACACAGGGGACAAGGGAGCUCCAGGGGAGCCUGGUCUAUCUAUCAUUGGCCCACGAGGACCUCCUGGUCAACCAGGCACUAGAGGAUUUCCUGGCUUUCCGGGUCCCAUUGGCUUGGACGGCAAGCCUGGGCAAAAUGGUCAGAAAGGGGACAUGGGCCCACCCGGUCCCAGAGGAAUUCCUGGUGAACCUGGUCUAAAGGGUGAAAAGGGUGUGUGUGGUGAUUAUACACAUCGGAAACGGCGUAUUGUCCACACAUGUGCUGGAGGACAGGCCACAAUGUUGCCCAUCACCGUGCGCAACAUGCCCUCAAUAAGCCCUCUAAUUCUAAAGCGCCUCAAGCAGGGUGAGCCUGGAGCACUUGGACCACCAGGCCCUCCUGGCCCCCCAGGGCCUCCAGGUAUCCCAGGAUUGAUUGGUGCUAAUGGGCCACCGGGAAAACCUGGAGAACCUGGAAAACCGGGAAAAGAUCUUAGGAUGUUGACAGGAAUGAAGGGAGAACCAGGUAUACAAGGCGUACCAGGACAGAAGGGUGAACGUGGUGAGACAGGAUUCUCUGGUCCUGAAGGCCCCAGGGGAUCCAAAGGGGAUCUAGGUCAGAAGGGAGAGGAGGGGAAGAUGGGUCUUGCAGGAGAAAAAGGAGAGAAGGGUGAGCGAGGGAUGCCUGGAAUACCUGGAAAACAAGGAGUGAAGGGAGAACUUGGUUUUCCAGGGACUCCUGGUUUUAAGGGUCAGGCAGGUAUUCCCGGUAUUCCUGGGAAGCGGGGCUAUAAGGGUGAAAAGGGGGAGCUGAGUUCUUCAGGAGUUAGCAUUAAAGGAGAACCAGGAGUGCCAGGACUGCCUGGUUCCAAGGGUCAAAAAGGUGAUCAAGGCAUUAAGGGUGAUACCGGCUCUGAGGGUCAUCCUGGACCGAGAGGUCCUCCAGGUGCAACAGGAGAACCAGGAAAAAUGUUAAUCAACAACAAUGAGAAUGAUAUUCGCAAUGUACAACUAAUGGGCCCACCUGGUCUACCUGGGCCUCCUGGAUUACCUGGUUCGAAGGGUGACGUUGGACUACCUGGGCCUCCUGGCCUUGAUGGAGAAAAGGGUCCUCGGGGAAAAGUGGGAGAGCCUGGACCUAUUGGUCCACCUGGACCUGAAGGGCCACGAGGAGAGGGAGGAAUUAUUGGCUUACCUGGACCUAAAGGGGAUAAAGGUGACCUGGGUCCCUCUGGUUCACCUGGUUUAGAUGGCCCUACUGGUGAAAAAGGGUCUGCAGGGCCUCCUGGGCCCAUUGGAUUACCUGGCUCAAUGGGUCAGAAAGGUGAAAGUGGAGAGAGGGGGAAAAAUGGAGACCAGAUGUAUGGCCCACCAGGCCCUCCAGGACCUGCAGGGCCAGUGGGGCCAAUGGGACCUCCAGGACUGUCAGGGCCAAAGGGGGAGCCAGGUCUGGGUGUAAGAGGAGAGAAAGGAUCACUCGGACAAAAAGGAGAUAAAGGAGACAGGGGUCAUCUUGGACUACCGGGGGCUCAUGGUUUAGACGGCAAGCCUGGUCCAGUGGGCCUUAUAGGACCGCCUGGUAUAUCUGGACCAGCAGGACCAAAAGGAGAGAGGGGUGUAAAAGGAGAAAUGGGAGUAGCAGGACCAACAGGGCCUCAAGGCAUCCCUGGCUUAGUAGGACCACCAGGAAUAAAAGGAAACCGGGGGGAAAGGGGCAAGAGAGGCAACAGGGGGGCCAAAGGGGAUAAGGGAGACCAAGGAGCCCCAGGAUUAGAUGCCCCUUGUCCUUUGGGUGAUGAUGGUCUCCCAGUACCAGGAUGUUGGAAUAAAUGACAUUAAUUCCGGAUUGUUUUGUUUGAUUGUAAAUAGAAUAUUUAUUUUUGUACUAUUUGCUUUGUUAUAUGUUGGAAAAUAUAGAAAAUCCUAAAAAAUACUGGCAGGACUUUUGUACAGAUGUAUUUUUGUUAUCAUUUAUUUUUUAUUACUGGCAAUAAUUCUUUUAUGUAAUGGAUUUUAUACUUAUGCAAAAUGUUUUGAUUAAGGAGGAAAUAUACCAAGGCAGCAUAUGCAUGAUAUUUGUGCAUUAUGUUAACUGAUAUGUGCCUAUUAACUUAUUGUAUAAUGUUUUUUUGAUGAGCUGAAACAGACCAUGCUGCACUAAUUAGUGGAGCUGUAUUUUUGAAGUGGCCUUUUUUGAGGAAACCCCUCAUUUCUGAGAUUAAAGUAGACACCAAAAGUUGUGUAGCACUGACCACCACUGUAAUCUGUAAAGUACACUAUAUUGCCAAAAGUAUUCACUCAUCCAACCAAAUCAUUGAAUUCAGGUGUUCCAAUCACUUCCAUGGCUACAGGUGUAUGAAAUCAAGCACCUGCGCAUGUAAACCGCUUCUACAAACAUUUGUGAAAGAAUGUGUUCUCAGGAGCUCGAGUGAAUUCCAGCAUGGUACAGUGAUAGGAUGCCACCUGUGCUAUAAGUCCAGUUGUGAAAUCUUCUCGCUAUUAAAUAUUCCACAGUCAACUGUUAGUGAUAUAAUAACAAAGUGUAAGCGAUUUGGAACAACAGCAACUCUGCCACGACGUGUUAGACCACGUAAAAUCGUGCUUCAUGCUCAAGCAGCUGCAUCCCAGCCUUACAUCACCAAGUGCAAGGCAAAGCAUCGGGUGCAGAGGUGUAAAGCACGCAGCCACUGGACUCUAGGGCAGUGGAGACGUGUUCUCUGGAGUGACGAAUCACGCUUCACUGUCUGUCAAUCCGAUGUCUGGGUUUGGCGGUUGCCAUGAGAACAGUACUUCUCUAAAUGCAUUGUGCCAAGUGUAAAGUUUGGUUGGGGGUAUUAUGAUGUGGGGUUAUUUUACAGGAGUUGGGCUCGGCCCCUUUAGUUCCAGUGAAAGAAACUGUUAAUGCUUCAGUUUACCAAGACAUUUUGGACUUGUACCUGUUCCAACAUGACUGUGCACCAGUGCACAAAGCAAGGUCCAUAAAGACAUGAUUAAGUUAGUUUGGUGUGGAAGAAUUUGAUUGUCCUGCACAGAGUCCUGACCUCAAACCCGAUAGAACACCUUUGGGAUGAAUUAGAGCAGAGACUGCGAUCCAGGCCUUCUCGUCCAACAUCAGUGUCUGACCUCACAAAUAUGCUUCUGGAAGAAUGGUCAGAAAUUCCCAUUAAUACACUCCUAAACAUUUUGGAAAGCCUUCCCAGACAGUUGAAGCUGUUAAGUUAAUUUGCAUUUGGAAAAAGACGAGUGAAUAUAGUGGCAAUGUAGUGUAUGCUAAAAAAAAAAAUAUUUAACUAAACUUUCAUGUGGCACUGAGAUUUUUUAAGCAAGUCAAUUAGUUUUUUCAAUGCAUAAAAUAUUAGCAUAUAUAGUCAGUAAAUGUUUUAGCUAAACAGUAAAUAAGAAAGUCUUCUGAAAAAAGAAAAAGUUCAAAGUUGACAGAUGAACAGAGCAAUUCUUGGGCAGCUUUAUGAGAUUUUCUCUCACUAUGUAAUAAUUUUUCCUAUACAGGCCAUGCAUAGCAGUUACGGUUUAGAUUAUUUUAAGCAACUACAAUUUCUCUUUUUUUUUGUAAGCCCUUGCCAUAUGUUAGAGUAGUGCCAAAGCCUUGUUAUUCACCUCACUAAUACCAUUGAAGACUUUUUUGUAAUAAUUGUAUACUAUAUGUACAUUGCUGCUCAUUGACAAGCAAGCUGCUGCAUUUGUUAUUAUGCUUUUAUGCCUUAUUGUACCUCAUGUGACAAGCUGCAAUCAGGAUGAAGGCAAAACCAAGACAACUCACAACCAUUACACUUUAAACAGCAACCAGUCAUAUGAGGAGAGACCCAAGCUAAUGUUUGUUAAUCUGUAUUGUUUUGUUGUCAUGUGUGUAUUGAAGGAGUGGUUAAUUUGAUUAUUGUAUUUAAUUGUUUGCUGCUUAUCAGGAAAAGCAUGUUCUUUUUAAGAUUCACUAAAGCUUUAACAACUGUCAGCUCUGUAAACCAGUCACCCGGCUGAAAUACCUCGGAUUUUGCUGCCAUAACCCUACAAACAGGAGUGAGAAAGCUACCAAGGAUAAUGUCAGAAACUCUUUUUCAACAAAAGUCAAAUGCAAAUAAACCAUAGUUAAACCCUUA